GAUAAACCCUAAAACUCAGAAUGUUAGACCAUAAACAACAACUCCUAUUCGAAGCUGGGAUUGUAUCACGCCGAAGCCGAAAGCUAUCUCAUGCUUGAUUAGGAAAAAACAUCUUGCAGGUUGCAGUCUAUGCUAAGUUGGAGAACAUUCAAGUUGCCAUAAAUCUCACGCCUUUUUUUUGUUCCCGGUGGGUCUCUGCUUGUGCUGUUUUUUCCUGCCAAACUUGGUGACAGAGCGGCCGAAUCUGAAGAAUCAGCCACAGCCAAAGAGAAAUAGAGAAAAAUGGUGCAGUAUAAUUUCAAGAAGAUAACGGUGGUGCCUUCGGGGAAGGAUUUUGUGGACAUAAUUCUAUCGAGAACACAGCGGCAGACUCCCACGGUGGUGCACAAGGGCUAUGCAAUCUCACGCCUCCGCCAGUUUUAUAUGCGCAAGGUAAAAUUUACUCAACAGAAUUUUCAUGACAAGCUUUCUGCUAUAAUAGAUGAUUUCCCCCGCUUGGAUGAUGUGCACCCAUUUUACGGAGAUCUGUUAAAUGUUUUAUAUGACAAAGAUCACUACAAGUUGGCCCUUGGCCAGAUCAAUACUGCCCGCAAUCUCAUUGCCAAAGUGUGUAAAGAUUAUGUUAGGCUGAUAAAAUAUGGGGAUUCUCUUUACCGCUGCAAAUCUUUGAAGGUUGCUGCACUUGGACGGAUGUGUACCAUUGUUAAGAGAGUUGGGCCGAGUUUGGCUUACCUUGAACAGGUGAGGCAGCAUAUGGCAAGGCUGCCGUCUAUUGACCCCAAUACCAGGACUAUUUUGAUCUGUGGGUACCCUAAUGUGGGCAAGAGUUCUUUUAUAAAUAAGAUUACCAGGGCGGAUGUGGAUGUGCAACCUUAUGCUUUUACUACUAAGUCUCUGUUUGUAGGGCACACUGAUUAUAAGUACUUGAGGUACCAGGUUAUUGAUACCCCUGGUAUUUUGGACCACCCCUUGGAGGACAGGAACACCAUUGAGAUGCUCAGUAUUACUGCCUUGGCUCAUUUGAAGGCGGCUGUUUUGUUUUUCCUUGAUGUUUCGGGGUCCUGUGGUUAUAGCAUUGCGCAACAGGCAGCUCUGUUUCAUAGCAUAAAACCUCUGUUUGCCAAUAAGCCUCUUAUUGUAGUUUGUAAUAAGAUUGAUUUGCAGCCACUGGAGACACUACCGGAGGACGAUGCAAAAUUGGUUGCGGAGAUGAGGUCUGAGGCUGGUAAAAAUAUGGGUGGGUUUUUUGGGAAUCAGGAGGGGGGGGAUGAUGGCGUGCUACUGUCUAUGAGUGCUUUGAAGGAAGAAGGGGUGAUUGCGGUGAAGAAUGCGGCAUGCGAGAGGUUGUUGGACCAGAGGGUGGAGAUAAAGAUGAAGUCAAAGAAGAUCAGUAGUUGUCUCAAUAGGAUUCAUGUUGCAAUGCCCAAGCCACGAGAUGGGAAAGAGAGGCUUCCUUGUAUUCCUCAAGCUGUUUUGGAUACCAGGGCGCGUGCUGCCAAGGAGGCCAGGAAGCUGGAGAAGGAUAUUGAGAAUGAGAAUGGUGGGGCUGGAGUUUACUCUGCAAGCUUGAAGAAGCGGUAUAUUCUGGCAAAUGAAGAAUGGAAAGAAGACGAUGUUCCUGAGAUUAUGGAUGGACACAAUGUUGCAGACUUUAUUGAUCCAGAUAUCUUGCAGAGGCUUGAGGAACUGGAGAGGGAAGAAGGGCUUAGGAUGGCAGCUGAGGGUGAUGAGGAUGAUGAAAUGGAGGAAGUGGAGUUGAAUCCGGAUGAAAAAGAAGCUCUGGCUGCAAUUAGGAAGAAGAAGAAGAUGCUUGUUGUGGAACACCGAUUGAAGAAGAGUACUGCAGAGAGCAGGCCUACUGUGCCUAGGAAGUUUGACAAGGACAGGGAUUAUAGCUUAAACAGAAUGGGAAGACAUCUUUCUAGCCUGGGCCUGGAUCCUUCGGCAGCAAUAGAGAGAGCUCGAAGUAGAUCAGUGUCUCGUCAAGGUCGCAAGCGGGACAGGUCCAUUGCAGUGGAGGAAAAUGCUGAUGCCAUGGAUAUUGAUCAGCCAAACAAGAAGCAGCGUCUGUUAUCACGCUCGAGAUCCAGGUCUAGGCCUCCUGGCGAAGUUGUUCCAGGUGAUGGUUACAAGGACUCAGCUCAGAAAUUGAAAGCUAUAAAACUUGGCAAGAAGGCAUCAAAGAAGAGAAACAAGGAUGCCCGCAAGGGAGAGGCCGAUAGAGUGAUAGUGAACCUGAAACCAAAGCAUUUGUUUUCUGGCAAGCGAUCUAUUGGAAAAACAGAUAGACGUUAAAAAUUCAAAGGUUUUCUUCUUUAGAAAGUUGUAUUUGUUGUUAUCGGCUGUUGGAUCGAGAUGCCAACUUACAGUAAAUGCAGGAUAUGGUUUAACUGAUACUACUUGAGUAAAUAUUAUUAAUUUAUUAUUUUUGCUCA
Cryptomeria japonica (Japanese cedar) is the source of this 2435-nucleotide messenger RNA. RefSeq names its product nucleolar GTP-binding protein 1. Gene Ontology annotation, cellular component: nucleolus. NCBI's taxonomy places the organism in Eukaryota, Viridiplantae, Streptophyta, Pinopsida, Cupressales, Cupressaceae. Gene Ontology annotation, molecular function: RNA binding; GTP binding; GTPase activity. Gene Ontology annotation, biological process: ribosomal large subunit biogenesis. The record is from RefSeq and is a predicted model, not a curated record. Bases 283 to 2295 code for a protein of 670 amino acids. The transcript has a single exon.